AUGUUGCGUCGUCUCCGUCCACCGGUGUUCGAAGUUUACGCGGAUCGUGACGUCACAGAGGCGCUCGGUGUGUCGUUAGAUUAUAAACCCUUGGGUAGUGGCAGUUCCUCAAAGGUCUAUCGAGCUACGGAUGUGAACAACCCUGACAACAAAAAAGCUAUGAAGCUUCUUGCUUUCCUUCUCGAUGAAAGGGAUUCUGAGGAACUAGGAAAUUUGCUUGAGUUUGAGGCAGAAGUCCAAAUUCUUCAAAACGUUCGUCAUCCCAAUAUUAUAAAAAUGGAGAGAGCUGUUAAAUGUCCCGAUGAAGUCGCCAUUUUGAUGGAGUUGCACCGCUCCGAUCUGUCCCAUGCUGUCUGUGAUAUCUCGACCGAUGAGGCUAGCCGCUACUUCACCCAGUUAACAGACGCUGUGUCUUUUCUCCACCAACACCGCAUCGUACACGGCGACUUGAAGCUGAGAAAUGUGUUCAUCAGCCACUGUGGAAACGCUGUACUGGGGGACUUCGGACAGGUUCAGGUUCUUCCCAAAAACUCGAACAGAUCCAGGCGUUGGGGAGGCACUCUGCACUACUGGGCACCGGAAUACGACGACGGCGAGCCAGUUGAUGACGUUUUUAAACUUGAGAGCUACUCUCUUGGACUCUGUCUCUGGGCCUUGCUGUUCCGUAAAGAACCUAAGACGGGAACGGACUUUCUACAGAAGCUCAAAGACAAGGUGUUGAUUCCAGACUUGCACAGACAAUGCGUUGAACUGAAGGGGGAAAACCCAGUGUUUGUGUUGUGGCAAACCAUCUUUAAUCUCAAGAACUGA
Aplysia californica (California sea hare) is the source of this 810-nucleotide messenger RNA. Its product is annotated as NUAK family SNF1-like kinase 2. The transcript has 2 exons. Gene Ontology annotation, biological process: mitotic DNA damage checkpoint signaling; protein phosphorylation. The record is from RefSeq and is a predicted model, not a curated record. Gene Ontology annotation, cellular component: cytoplasm; nucleus. Gene Ontology annotation, molecular function: protein serine/threonine kinase activity; ATP binding. Lineage: Eukaryota; Metazoa; Mollusca; Gastropoda; Aplysiida; Aplysiidae. The coding region runs from base 1 to 810 and encodes 269 amino acids.